Carassius carassius (crucian carp) is the source of this 2563-nucleotide messenger RNA. Its product is annotated as CCR4-NOT transcription complex subunit 4-like. Gene Ontology annotation, cellular component: CCR4-NOT complex. Gene Ontology annotation, biological process: protein ubiquitination. The transcript is spliced from 12 exons. Lineage: Eukaryota; Metazoa; Chordata; Actinopteri; Cypriniformes; Cyprinidae. Gene Ontology annotation, molecular function: ubiquitin-protein transferase activity; RNA binding; metal ion binding. The record is from RefSeq and is a predicted model, not a curated record. The coding region runs from base 66 to 2453 and encodes 795 amino acids.
UUCUCAUCAGCUCUGCCUCUAAACUGUGAGAACACCCCGCUCUUUUCUCCGUGCCGUGCCAUAGGAUGUCCCGCAGCCCUGAGGUGAAGGAGGACCCCAUGGAGUGCCCACUGUGCUUGGAACCAUUGGAAAUUGACGACGUCAACUUCUUCCCUUGCACCUGCGGCUAUCAGAUCUGCCGCUUCUGCUGGCAUCGCAUACGCACAGAUGAGAACGGCCUCUGCCCAGCCUGCAGAAAGCCCUAUCCAGAAGACCCUGCGGUCUACAAACCUCUCUCUCAAGAGGAACUUCAGAGGAUAAAGAAUGAGAAGAAGCAGAAGCAGAAUGAGCGGAAGCAGAAGAUCACAGAGAACCGCAAGCACCUCUCCAGUGUGCGAGUCGUCCAGAGAAACCUGGUGUUUGUGGUGGGCCUUUCACAACGACUCGCUGAUCCCGAGGUCUUAAAAAGGCCGGAGUACUUCGGGAAAUUUGGGAAGAUCCAUAAGGUGGUCAUCAAUAACAGCACUUCAUAUGCUGGCUCGCAGGGUCCUAGCGCCAGUGCUUACGUCACUUACAUUCGAUCAGAAGAUGCCCUCAGAGCCAUACAGUGUGUUAACAAUGUUGUAGUAGAUGGAAGAACACUUAAGGCUUCUUUAGGUACAACAAAAUACUGCAGUUAUUUUCUAAAAAGCAUGCAGUGCCCCAAACCAGACUGUAUGUAUCUUCACGAGCUGGGAGACGAAGCUGCUAGUUUCACAAAAGAAGAAAUGCAGGCAGGGAAACAUCAGGAAUAUGAACAGAAACUCUUACAGGACCUCUACAAAACAAACCCCAACUUCCUGCAGAGCUCGACGGGGGAGAAGACAAAGGGCAAAUCAGGCACAUCACAGAGUUCCAACAGUAACAACAAAGAUGCUUGGCCUUCGAUACAAACCACAGGAAAGAUGCCCAAUGGACUUCCAGAACACCAUGAGACCCCGUCCCUAGAUGGCAGCUCCGACUCUGAAAACAUGACUUCAGACGGUCCGGACACAGAGCUCGGCCUUGGCUCCAUCACUGGCCUGCCCCCCUUCACAUCAAACUGUGACUCUGGCAGCCCAAAUAACAAGCCUUCAGAUUGCAUCGGUAUAAGUAAUGGCGAAACAUCACAGCAAAUUUCUGGCAAUGACUCUCCAUCGCCGCCUCCAGGCCUGUCCAAGCCAUCUCUAGUGGUGCCUGUCUGUGUAGCAGGGCUGACAGAACGGUCACCUUUUGAGGGAGCAGCAGCCGAGUCACAAUCGCUCUUUUCAGACAACAGCAACUUCCGACACCCCAAUCCCAUCCCCAGUGGCCUGUCCGGCUUUUCCAGUUCCCUUCACAGCAACUCCGAUUGGCCCACUGCCCCAGAACCACAGAGUCUCUUCACGUCAGAUACCAUACCAGUGUCGUCCUCUACGGACUGGCAAGCGGCCUUCGGUUUCGGUUCUUCGGCCAAGCAACAGGAUGACGACCUCGGCUUUGACCCAUUUGACGUCACCCGUAAGGCACUGGCUGACCUAAUAGAAAAAGAGCUCUCAGUGCAAGACAAAGCCUCCUUACCCAUGACCGGCACAAAAUCAGUGCCAGUCUUCCCCCACGGGCCUUUACUCAGCCCACUCCACAACGCCCCUUCAAUGAAAGGCCCACUUCAGCCCCCCACGUCCUCAAACUUCGCCCCAAUCUCCAGCUUGCCCUCACGGGGCUUCUCCCAUCACCCACACCGCACUGUCUACAACUCCUUCAGCUUUCCCGGGCAGACACAGACCUCUCGCCACAGUUGGAUGGGCAUGCACAUGCGCAAUAACCUCCCGCACUUGAAUCACACUGGAGCCCCUUCUUCUGCUGCACAGCACAGCAGCUUUUUGGACUUGAACUUGGCACCACAACAGCAACUUCAUCACAAAACGGGGUUCGGAGGUAUUCAUAUGACAGAAAACGGCACCUCAGUAGAAAGUCUAAAUGUGAAGGAGUGGCAAGAUGGGCUCAGAGCACUUUUACCCAACAUCAACAUCAACUUUGGUGGACUGCCCAACUCCUCCUCAUCUUCAUCUUCAUCCUCCUCCUCCUCAUCCAACCACACAGGCGGCAUCUCACACAGCCUUAGCUGGGACGGCACAGCCAGCUUGAUGGACCCUGCCAUCAUCACCGGUAUCCCAGCAUCCUCAGGCAACAGUCUGGACUCUCUGCAAGAUGACAAUCCUCCACACUGGCUCAAAUCCUUGCAGGCGCUCACAGAGAUGGAUGUCCCUACUGGCUCCACAGUGCCCCCUCAGCCCCCACACAGAGGCCCCUUCGGAGCCCAGUUCCCCCACAGAGCCGGCUGGACCCCUUAUCCAACCACGGCUAACCCCGCCACCCAGUUCCACUCACCUCCCCCAGGCUUCCAGACUGCCUUCAGAGCCUCAGCCCAGGCCUCCACAGAUCUGCUACAGAGUGCCGGCAUGGACCGCCAUUAGGAACUGUGAAAUCCUAUUCCCCUUAUUCGAAGAACAGGCGACAAACAUGGCAGACAAAUCAGUACAAAGCUAUUAACAAAAUAACAAGAUUAUGUAUUAUUUUCUCUCUU